Olea europaea var. sylvestris is the source of this 2091-nucleotide messenger RNA. RefSeq names its product MLO-like protein 6. The coding region runs from base 179 to 1864 and encodes 561 amino acids. The transcript has 15 exons. The record is from RefSeq and is a predicted model, not a curated record. Gene Ontology annotation, biological process: defense response. Gene Ontology annotation, cellular component: membrane. NCBI's taxonomy places the organism in Eukaryota, Viridiplantae, Streptophyta, Magnoliopsida, Lamiales, Oleaceae.
UAUUAAGUCAAUACUCGUUUAUCACUUCUCCCUUCUUUUCUGAUCUACAAUCUAUGUACAUAAUACAUUAUCAAAGAAAGUUCCUACAUAUAAAUCCUAUAAAGUUUCUUCCUUUUGAGAGUGUGAAGAGAACUUCAUAUUUCAAAAGAGAGUUUAAGGUGACUGCCAAGGUCGGAAAAUGGCCGGAGGAGGCGGAGGAAGAACACUGGAGCAAACUCCGACAUGGGCAGUUGCUAUAGUUUGUUUUAUUCUAGUUGCUAUUUCUAUUGUCAUUGAGUACAUCAUCCAUCUUAUUGCAAAGUGGUUGAAGUCAAAUCACAAAAAUGCUCUUUAUGAAGCACUUGAAAAGAUCAAAUCAGAGUUGAUGCUGCUGGGAUUUAUAUCGUUGCUGCUCACAGUCGGACAAGGUCCAAUUUCAGGUAUAUGUAUAUCUGAAAAAAUUGAAGCAACAUGGCACCCUUGCAAUAAACAGCAAGAGAAGAAAAAGUAUGAAGUCUCCAAUAUUGAAGUUGAACAGCGCCGAAAACUUCUCGAGUAUGGUGGCGGUGGUGGCGCACGACGGGUACUGGCUGGUGCCGGUACCGACAAAUGCGCACCCAAGGGUAAAGUUCCUUUUGUGUCUGCAGAUGCUAUUCAUCAGCUACAUAUAUUCAUCUUUGUUUUGGCUGUUUUUCAUGUCCUCUAUUGUAUCCUCACUUUGGCUUUGGGAAGAGCCAAGAUGAGACGUUGGAAAGCAUGGGAAAAGGAAACACAAACAAUCGAAUACCAGUUUUCACAUGAUCCUGAACGAUUUAGGUUUGCGAGAGAGACAUCAUUUGGACGAAGACAUUUGAGCUUUUGGAGCAAAACGCCCUUUCUAUUAUGGAUUGUUUGUUUCUUUAGGCAAUUCGUCAGGUCCGUUCCUAAAGUAGAUUAUUUGACCCUAAGACAUGGAUUUAUUAUGGCACAUUUGGCCCCCAAGAGCCACGCAAAAUUUGAUUUUCGGAAGUAUAUCAAAAGAUCAUUAGAAGAGGAUUUCAAAGUGGUUGUUGGAAUUAGUCCUCCAAUCUGGUUCUUUGCUGUUCUGUUCCUACUUUUCAACACUCAUGGCUGGUAUUCAUAUCUUUGGCUACCAUUUCUCCCAUUGAUUACCAUAUUACUAGUCGGGACCAAGCUACAAGUGAUAAUAACUAAAAUGGGGCUAAGAAUUCAAGAGAGAGGCGAGGUUGUUAAGGGUGUUCUUGUGGUCGAGCCUGGAGACGAUCUUUUCUGGUUUAACCGUCCUCGUCUCAUCCUCUACCUCAUUAAUUUCGUACUGUUUCAGAAUGCUUUUCAACUGGCCUUCUUUGCCUGGAGUACAUUUGAAUUCGGAUUGAGAUCAUGUUUCCAUGAACAUGUGGAGGAUAUCAUUAUUCGAAUCUCAAUGGGGGUUCUUAUACAGAUUUUAUGCAGCUACGUCACUUUACCACUUUACGCCCUUGUAACUCAGAUGGGAUCAACGAUGAGACCAACCAUAUUCAACGAUAGAGUAGCGGCUGCUCUUAGAAAUUGGCACCACAAAGCCAAAAAACACGUCAAGCAAAACAAAUCAGGCGCGGUAACAACAAUGUCAAGUCGACCCACAACGCCCACCCAUGGAACGUCGCCCCUACAUCUCUUGAGCCAUUAUAGGAGUGAAAUUGAAAUCAACGCUCACCAAAUUUCUCCACGAAAAUCAAACUAUGAUAUCGAUCAUUCGGACACCUUGAGAUUACCUUCUCCCACACACUUCCACCAAGGCAGUGGAUCAUCGAUGUACAACCACGACAUUGAGCUAGGGUCACGUGGCGGAGCUUCACCUCGAGCCGGUGGGGUCGCCCCGGCUUUCUCGCGAAAUCAAUAUUAACGGUGAAAGGAAUGACUGGAUUUUUCAUUUGACAAGACAACUUGUGCAUAUAUUUUCAAGGGGGAUGUGAGAGGUCGAAAAAAUGGCAAAUGGAAAAUAGAGGUCUUUUGUAACUCAACAGUAUAUGCAUGAAAUUGAAUUUGUAUACAUCAUUUGAUUAGGAAACGUCUUGGGUUUAUGACUCAAAUUAGAAAAAAAAAUUAUUUUCUUAUUUUCACUUGAUUUUA